AUGGACUACUUUAAGAGCAUUUCCAACCAAUUGUUGACUAAAUUGGGCGCUCAGAAGGAACAGAUCGAAGGCAUACAACAGGCCAUCAAAGACUCCGGUUUCGAUGGCUCCAAAAACGUGAGUUUCGCAGCCGUUCGCCAGAAGCUAAAGGAACGGGAUCUGAGCGAUCAGGAGAUCGAGAUGUUGUUCUCGAAGUACGACCUAGAUCAGAAUAGAGAGCUCGAUGAACAAGAGUUGAGGGCUAUGUUUGCCGACUUGGAGGGCAAGAAGAAUGAGAUCGAGAAAGAGAUGGCAGAGAAUGAGAACAAACGCCCAGAGAGUAGCCGAAGUGUGCACCGGUAUGGCGGCGGCGGUGGACCCGAUAUGAGUAAACUGACCAAAAGGGUAGACCGAAUGGAGUACACUCUGAGUGUGAUUUCCUCCAAAAUUGACUCCGUUUUGGGCGGAAAAGUGCUUUUGGCCGCAAAACCAGAUGAUGUCAAGACCCGACUCGAUGAGGAAGACCUGGAUAACUGAAUACAUUAAUUGCAACUAAACCUUAUAAACGCAUUUAUAGUUUAGUUAAUAACUUAUAUUUAAACUUAAAAAUAUAUCUAUAAAUAUUCAAAAUAAGUAGUGUUAUUUAUUGGAAAUUUUAAUA
This is a messenger RNA of Oppiella nova, 640 nucleotides long. NCBI's taxonomy places the organism in Eukaryota, Metazoa, Arthropoda, Arachnida, Sarcoptiformes, Oppiidae. The record is from the annotation of a GenBank genome assembly.